UCUGUGUAAUUUAAGGUUAUUAUUUAUUACAAUUAUAAUUAAUUUAUAAUUUCAGUCAUUCAAACAAUUAUCUGAAUUAUCAUAAAACAUGAUUAUACGAGAUCGUUAAUUUGUAAUAUCAUAAAUUGGAACAUUUAUUAUAAUUAACAUUAAUUGUAAUUGCAUUAUCAUACCUCAAUUAUCAUGAUACAUUAACAUUAAACAAGUCUAAUCUAAAAAUUAGAAAAAAAUUAGCCUAUAUUAUAGAUAUUUAAAAAAGCGAUACAGUGUUCAGUCACAGUCUCGAGAUCAGUUUCAGUUACAGUGUGUAAGUGUUUCCAGUCACCAUCAUUGCGAGACUCCAGACAAAUUUUUAUUUUCUAAAUACAGUUUUUUUUAAAGUCAGUGUUCUUUUAAAUUAUAUAUAGUUUUGUAUUUAUACAUAUACAUUAUACAUAUCAUCAACUCUCAGAACAAACGCUACAUCAUUUGUAUUACAACCAGUCAACACUCAACAUGAAUAUCAAAAAAGUUCUAUUUGUUAUUAUUACAACCAUACAUUUCACUUUUGGAUUCAUUGCUUACGAUUGCGGAGGUCCUAACCUAAAUAUAACUUCCUUUGACAGUCUAGAAGUAGACAACUGUGAUCUUCCAAUACCUUCGAAAACAGAACGGGUAACAAGAAUACAACUAUUGCAAAGGGUUGAAACAUAUCCAGUUAAUUUCAAAUCAUGCCUGAUCACUGUUGAUUAUUUAAUAACAAGGUGUUCGGCGUUUGAAGACGCACAAGUUGUAGAGGGAGGGUAUUUUUCCGACAUAAUAGAGUUAGGUAGUGCUAGAUGUUCAGAGACUCACCAGAAACAAUCUUUCACUUUUCAAACGGGAGGAGUAGUGACAGAUUUAAAAAUAAACGAAACGAUAUUUGUAACAAAUAUCAUUGCCGGAACAUUAGACAAGUAUGGUAAUUGUAAAGGCACAACUUUUAAAUCAAGCAGAGGAGAGUGGGAAGAUGUGGUCGUACAAGCUAAAUUUAAAAUAUUGCUUUCAGAAGGUACGGCUAUAGCAAAUAGUAAAGAUAAUAUCCUCAUACUUCCAACAGGAACCAAAAUGAAAUUAUCUGAAAAUUAUGGUUUUGAUUCUUUUAAAGGAGAGACUAUAUGGACAAACAACCAUUUCACUUGUGAAGUACAAGAUUUCAAUGUUUUAUAUGAUGGUCCUGCAUCGUUAAUAAUUUCAAAUGCCAUUAAUGAUUUUUCAAAUAAUAUAUAUACCUAUAUUGUGGAAACGGAUAAAAUAGUAUUUUCCCUAAAACAAAUUAAAAAAAGUUUUGCAUGCGGGAUGCCAGUGAUUCAAACUGAACACAUACAGUUAGUCAUACUUGUAGAUACCGCAUUUUUCAAUCGAUUUACGACAACAACAAUUUCUCCGCAAAACACUGAUUUGUUAGCCUACGUUAAUACAAAAUUUGUUUAUGUUGAAAACUUCUUUAAAUCUACGAUAACAUCAUUGUAUAAUGACAUAAUUAAAAAACAGUGUGAUCUCGAACGAAAAAUAUUACAACAAAAGCUUACACUAGCCUCUUCGAGCAUUUCCGACUUUUCGUAUCUUAUGGGCGAAGGACCAGGUUUUACUGCAGUGAAAACAGGCGAAAUAAUAUAUUUAAUAAAAUGUAAAAAGGUAAAUGUUGAAAUAUCGAGAAAAAAUGUAUGUUUUAAUGAACUACCAGUUUUAUAUAACAACAAAACGUUUUUCAUGGCCCCCAAAACGCACAUAUUGCAACAAUUUGGAACUCAAAUUGAUUGUAAUAUACUACUACACCCACUGGCUUCAAUUUGGACGGAGACUGGUUUGGUAUUGUACCCAAUAUACAAGAAAUAA
This is a messenger RNA of Aphis gossypii (cotton aphid), 1857 nucleotides long. RefSeq lists its product as uncharacterized. The record is from RefSeq and is a predicted model, not a curated record. Lineage: Eukaryota; Metazoa; Arthropoda; Insecta; Hemiptera; Aphididae. The coding region runs from base 496 to 1857 and encodes 453 amino acids. The transcript has 2 exons.